GCGUGCGUGUGUGAGUGCGCUUACCUCGAGCUUUAAUAUCAGUCAACUCGAGCUCACUGCAAAAAAGUAAAAGCAGCCAGAGAUCGAGGCACGCGUCAAAGCCGGGCUCCUUGCACUCCUUGCACGCGCUGCGCCACGGAACCCCGCAAAACUUAUAUGCGCGCGUUUUGCGGUAGCGGACUGCUCGGACAUGGUCGAUUAAAAACAAACGCGAAGUAUAUCGGUGAUUAUUGGUGAUUACUUGUGAAGAUGGACCCGCUAUUCACUUACACCGACUCACCGGGGAACUGGAGCGCGGAGAAUAACGGCACUGACCCGCACUACUGGAACCAGUUCACGCAGCCCGCGUGGCGCAUCGCGCUCUGGGCGCUCGCCUACAGCUUCAUCGUGCUGGUGGCGGUGGUGGGCAACGUGACGGUCAUAUGGAUCAUCGUGGCGCACAAGCGGAUGCGCACCGUCACCAACUACUUCUUGGUGAACCUGGCGUUCGCUGAAGCGUCCAUGUCCGCCUUUAACACCGUGGUGAACUUCGUGUACGCGUCGCACAAUGAGUGGUACUUUGGUUUGGGCUACUGCCGCUUCCACAACUUCUUCCCCAUCGCCGCUGUGUUCGCCAGCAUUUGCUCCAUGACCGCCAUCGCCGUGGACAGGUACAUGGCCAUCAUCCACCCACUGAAGCAGCGGCUCUCAUCCACGCAGACCAAAGUGAUCAUUGGUGUGAUCUGGGUGCUUGCUUUCCUCCUCGCAUUCCCGCAGUACUACUACUCUGACGUGGUCAAGCUGCCCGGUCGCGUCGUCUGCUAUAUUGACUGGCCAGAAUACACCCUCAUGGACUUCAAGAAAAUUUAUUACGUGUGUGUGGCUGUGCUGACCUACUUUCUGCCUCUGUUGGCGAUGGGUUGUGCUUAUCUGGUGGUGGGUCUGAACCUGUGGGCCAGCGAGAUUCCUGGAGACUCCUCCGGUCGCUACCAGGAGCAGCUCACUGCUAAACGCAAGGUGGUAAAGAUGAUGAUCGUGGUCGUGUGUGCCUUUGCUGUCUGCUGGCUGCCGUACCACGUCUACUUUCUCCUUCAUCAGUAUUUCCCUUUGCUCUUUGAGAAGCCCUUCAUCCAGCAGGUCUACUUGGCCAUCAUGUGGCUUGCCAUGAGCUACACCAUGUACAACCCCAUCAUCUAUUGCUGCCUAAAUGACAGAUUUCGAGCUGGCUUUAAACAGGUGUUCCGCUGGUGCCCAUGUAUUCAUGCUGACUCCUACGAAGGCUUGGAGCUCAAGUCCACACGCUACCUGCAGACACAAACAAGUGUUUACAAGACAAGCCGGGCGGAGCCGACAGUGCCGGUUGUCAACAGUCCGUCACUAGAGCUUGCAUCCAACGGCUCAUCAUCUCGUAGCAUGUCCAAGACGGUGUCCGAGACUUCCAGUUUCUACUGCGGCAAUUACUUACCUGCAUAGAAGCUCUUACGAUCAACAAAGAAACGUGGCGAAGAACUGGUGUAAUGGUACAAAAAAAAACAAGAUGGGUAAACGUUAUCUGCGUCUAAAUAUUCUGUAUAAUCAUUGUGACAGACAAUUCUAAGCAGUCGUGUUGGGUGCAGAUAACAAAGGAACAAAUGUCUGCUAUAAACCAAACUGAUUAAGAAUUAUGAUAAAUGAAUCAUAUCAGUUUUUUCUAUCACUCUGUGUGGGCACACCAUAUAAGCAACGAGUGAAAGAAUCCAAAGUUCAUUAUGGACAAUGCCCUUAAUGAGCAUUUCAUCUGGUGUUAUCAGUAGUACAGACAGUAAUAAACACUCUGCUCACUCAUGGCUUAGAUGGGAUGUUGAAAUCUGAUCCAUUUGUCAGACACUGAUGGAGUUAUGAUCAAGCCCUUGAACCACUUGAUUGAUCUGCCAGCUGAAACAAUGUAAAUAAUAACUCUGUAUAAUCUUUAUUUCUAGGUAGUAUUGGUGUAGAUGGCAAAGAAACAUUAUGAAAAACCUGUUGAAGAAGCUAAACAUGUCAACCACUUGACUUUUGGAGAGCUGGGUGUUUUUUCCAUCCAAAAAAAAUGCUCGGUUCAAUCAUCUGUAUAUGGCAUUAUAAUCUCUGUAACAGACCACUUUAUGGAAAUGUUUUGUGUCUGUGUAAGUGCCUCAUAACUUCUUUCACAGUGUCUAUCAUGUGGUGAAGAUAGACUAUGCUCUUUUUAUUUUGUUUCUUUUUUCUAUCUUCUGGCCACCUUUUUUUAUCAAAGUUCAUCUUUAAAAUGACUGACCACAUGAGUCCCUUGAGGUACAUGACCAGAGACAUUGAUGGAUAUAAGGACAGCAUCAGCGAGGCUUUGCAGACAGAUGUGGUCUGGCAUACGAGACCUGGCUACAGUGUAUUAAUGUUUACACUUUACUAGUAUGUAAUAUUGCAGAUUAUGUAGCAUAUAUAAUGCCUACAUAUAUAUACAGCUUCCCCUGUCUGUGUUUAUGUCUCUGUAUGUCUGUGUGGAUGUGUUUCUUUUUGUUUAGAAGGGAUGAGAGUCUCAGUCUCUCAAUGAGCUUGGUUUGAAAUCCACAUGAAGUACAUUUCUGUUCAAAUAAUUAGCAGAGAUUAAGCACAUUUCCAAACAGACAAUAUACAAUCUAUGACCAGUAGUCUAAGGACCUUGGAGUAAAAAGGCUCCUGGGCAUGGUACAGCAUCAAGCAGGGGCGGGUAAAUCCAUGACAGUCACUUUAUGGGAUGAAAAAGCCUCAAAAAUAGUGUCUAAACUGCCUCUUGGCACAGACAUAAUGCAGAACAGAGAAAGGAAGAAUAUUCAAUAGCAUUUAUAGCUGUGCCCGGAAAUCCAAAUCAGUGGCAGCCAGGAUUCCACUGCCAAAAUACAAUCAUGGGUUUGUCCGGUUCUCAAAUACUGGUAGCUGUGACCCCAUGUGGCCUUGGCUUUGCUUUUUUUGAUUUAAAUGUAAAUUUGUCACUUCAUUGUGGGGCAAAUUGUAAUGGGAACGGUUAUUUGUCUCUAUCUGUGUACCUCUGUUUGGCUGUUAAUUGCCAUUGCCCUCCCCCUACCAAACACUUGCCUGUUCUCAGCUUAAGCGGUCACGCACAAAAUUAACUCUGGAGUCGGGCCUUGAAGUUUUAAUUUUAGCCUCCCGUAAACACAUGGUGCAGAAAUCUGACAGAAGAGAUGGAGGAAUGGAAGGGAUUUGCGGGUGCUGUUGUGGAGGACUGACAGAGGACCGCUAGUUUUGGAGGAGGGGUAGCACACCUGUUGUUUGAGAUUAUGGAGUGUGGUAUGUGACAGUGGUAUCGGUUUUCAAGGAAGGAGGAGGACAUAGCGUGUACUAAGGGAUCAGGGUGUUCUGGUACUCUGAAUAGUGCUCGUGCAGAAUUUACGAGUGAUUGUGGAUCUUGUGGAGGUGUGGAGAAGGUGGCUUGAGUUCUGCUUUGCUUUGCUCCAGACAGUCUGCUCCUCUACUGAAGACUUGACUUGUUUUGGAGUUGGUGAUAUUAAGGAGGUGGUGGAUGCAGAAACUGCAUCCACCACCUAGUGGAGAGAUGGGAAUCAUAGAAUAUUAGGAUAAAGUUGAAGCUCCUGAAACGGUCUUUCUCCCAAACUUUAAUUCCAUUAAUAGCUCUAAUUUCAUAUUAGGAAUCAAGGCAUUGUUUUGUUGAGGUUCAUUACAUAUAAUCCCAAUGAUGUUGAAUUCAGUUCCAGUGAGGUGAAUAAUCAUGCAGUGUACUUUCAAUAUCUUGAGGUUUGUUGGUCUUUGUGUUGAGUGUUUACUGCAGGUGGAUUUUUAUUGUUUAAAUGUAUUUCCCAUAAAGCUGUGGGAUUUGGGGGAACAUAGGCAGCAGUCACUGGUUUCCAGUUGGUGCUGUGGUAAUGGACUUUGUCCUUUUCCUAGAGUAGAGCCUAAACUGCCUGUAGACAGCUACUGUCGAGGUGUCUGAUCAAGUUUAGCUGUUUUUCCAUAAUUCUCUUUAUAGCUUGUUGAGAUUAAAUAAAAAACAGCACAGACUCUCAUUUGUCCUCGAUGUUCUGCCUUUUAAUCUUCUGAUCUUCAGACUGUUUAAGUGAUUAAAAAUUAAUAUGGAGAAUUUCCACAGCAUUAAAUAGAACUAUGUAGUAUAAUAAAACACUUUGGGAAGAGUUUAUAAAUCAAAUGCUUUGAAGUCUCCAUCAAUAAAUAUAUCAAUGCUUUUUUUUUGGGAAUACAUAAAACAAGCAGGGAAAAUAAGCACUAGUUUAAGUGUUUCAGGAAGAGGUAGGAAAGUCAGUGACUCAGCUGUUCAGACAUCUAGCAGAAGUUUAUUCUAAAACCUCAGUGUCAGAACAAAAAAUAGUCUUGAUGUAUACCUACCACUUACACUGAGCGAUGUUGGGACCUGUCGAGCAUCAUAGCAUCAAAACUGCAUCAUAUCUUACCAACUAUGAUGUCAUAGUAUUGCAUCACAAUCUUAGCUAGCUUGUGUUUAUUAAACCAUAAUAAACCUUUCCUAGUAGCUAUAAUCUUGUUAUUUGUAAUAUAAAGUAACUUAAUGACAUCUUUUCCUCAUAAACAAUAUAUAAUUUUUCAUUCAUUUCCAUUCAAGUACAAAUGAACGUAACCCCCCUGCUGAUAUUAUAGAUGUAGGCGAGGCAGCAGCAUUGCGCCAUGAUGCCUUUUCAGAAUACUGAAAAGCUGUAGAAGGCUGCAUGUAGAGUCUCUGUUAGAAUCUGCUCGAUGGGACAUAAAACCCUCAUCAUGCCUCAUGUGUCUCAACACGGCAGAGCAACAACACCUGCUGAGAGAAGUGGACAUGCUGUAAAAAGCCUCUGCUGACUGAGAACCGUGUGUUGCCUGUCCAUCAUCUCAUCGACAUGCUGGCGUUCGUAGUUUCAGCAAAGAAAAGUCUCCUAGGUUUAUAUCAAUUGGGAGUGUAUCCAAGAAAAGAAAAGCCUUCCAAAUAUGAAAAAUCCCAAAUGGGAAGCAGUCACGUGCUUGGCAAUUGACUUGUUUGUUAAGCAAACAGCAUUAAACAACUUCCAUUAGCACGUAGUAAUUUCUCUUCUGGUAUUUUUCCAUCUUCACAUAUCAGACCACCUGCUGCAAUUGUGUCUCUCCAAAAUUAUUCAGCCUUUCCCCGCACCCUCAUGACGACUGGCAGCAUUGUUCUUAGUUGUAGUGUGAAGAAAUAAUCACCAGCUUCGGAUUAAUAUGAAACCUCUCAAACCCCUGAGGCUUCAAACGCCGACCUGCCAGACUUUCUUGCCAUGCUGAAAUCUUCAAGAGAAAAUCAUCAACAUGAGCAUGGAUCGUAUACAACUGGUGUCCAGGGUCCAGUACUACGGAGAGAAUGGUAUACAGUGAUUUGUGGAAGAAUUUUCAAUCAGCCAUUGCUGAUAAAAGUGUAAAAUCGUUGUGCUUGAAUAUCUCUAGCACUCAGUGUAGGUGAUAUUGACUGAAAAACUGCAGAGCUGUUAAAGCAGUUACAGCCUCAGAGACUUUAUGCCCCUUAGUUCCAGAGGAAAGCAACAAUAAAACGUCUAUCGAUUCCCACACUGUCGGCUCUAAGAUAUCAUUGUUUUGAGAUUAUCCACUUCUGAUGAUUUGACAGCAUGGUUUUUUUUGCUUGACCUUGAUAAUUACAGCAGGUUUAUUAGGUUGGUGGCCUUGUGGCCUAGGAAGCGCUAGCUGGUGGGUGGUACAUUUUGCAAAUUGAAAAUGUCCACAUUUGGAGAAAAUGGUGCUUAAAAAAAUGUACAUUGGACAUCUUUCCAUCUUUCUUUCUUUCUUUUGCCUUUAUGGUUAUUCUAUUUAUAGGCUUCUAUAAGAAUUUUAAGUAGAUAUACUGCCUUUUUUUAGGUUCUCCCAUCUAGUUGUUUGCAGGGGUCAUGUGUUUGCAUCAGAAUUUCAUUUAAAUUUAAGUAAUUCUCAAAGCUAACGGCUAACUAAUUGACUGUCAUCCCCUGGUACGAACAGAGCCAGCACGCAAAGUUGGAAAGCUGUGAGUUACUCACUGAGAUGUCCCGCUGUUUAAGAAUAACCCAAAUGAUUGAGGUGGGGAAGUUGCAGGCAACAACAUGAAGAGAUGUUUAAGGGUUUUUUGUCUAUUUUUUUCUUUUAUCUUUCUUGCUAGUGACCAAAUUGCUUUGUGUGACAAAUAACCGUGUUUACACAGAAAGUCCCUUCUAGCCAUCAGACAGACCUUUAAUGAAAUCUCAGCACACACACGCAUACACACACACACACACACACACAAACAUCUAGCCUUCGCCGCUACAGAUCAGGAUGUAAAGCGCAUAGUCUAUACACAGCAGCUCCUUGGCUGCUCUCAGACAGGAUCUGAAGUGUUUUAGAAGAUGAGAGGACAAGUUAGAAAGUGAAGGAUGACUUUUUGUGCAUCUGAAGGAG
Molecule: messenger RNA, 6366 nt
Organism: Tachysurus vachellii
Lineage: Eukaryota; Metazoa; Chordata; Actinopteri; Siluriformes; Bagridae
Gene: tacr1a
Product: tachykinin receptor 1a
Exons: 5
Coding region: 250-1452 (400 amino acids)
Biological process (GO): positive regulation of flagellated sperm motility; G protein-coupled receptor signaling pathway
Cellular component (GO): sperm midpiece; plasma membrane
Molecular function (GO): substance P receptor activity
Source: RefSeq, a predicted model, not a curated record